AUGCAUAUGCCCGGAAACGGCUGUACAGCACUUUCGCGGAUCGGUUCCGGACUUGAAGUUCGAGGGAAAUAUCCAAGCACUUCAGGAAUGAGCACCUCUUACCCCUCGGAUAUCGACUUUCGAUUGGUCCAAGUCACGCACAAGACCAGAGUGCCCAAGUGCGCCGCCUUCUCAUUAUCAUUACUGCAACAGGAAACCGACCGACGCCCGUUAUGUCUGCAUACACUUCCACCGCCUGGAACGCCGGUUGAAGACAUCGAAAAGACGAUCACGACAUCCAAAACCAACCCGGAUAAAAAUGCCGUCGGUCGGUUGAUUAGCGUUGCGGAAAUCAUCAAACGUAACUUCACUGGUGAUGGUGGUAGUAGGCCCUCUAAGCGACAAAAAACAGACCCGAAUGAUUCGGCUCAGGUCUCAUCUAAUGAGCUUCAUCAAUACAAUCAAUACGGAUCUCUCGAAAACUUGAUUCUCGAACGAUCCAAAUCAGCCGAGCUCUCGGAGAGUCAGAAAAAGGCAUCUCUCAUGGCCCGGCAAGACAAAAUCAUGCAAGAAUUUCUCAGCGAAGAACGUAAAAGACCCAGACAAUCCCACACUCCUUGGCUGAAGAUUUAUCUCUCGCGGACGGAGAUUCAAUCGCUGGCAAACCUACCCAAUGUCUUUUACCAACAACCUUCAAUGGCAACAGAGGCUCCGACCAAUGACACUAUGACUCUAUCAGGACUUUCUGCACUGGGCUCAACUCUGGUAAACCCACAAGAAGAGAUAUUAGAAGAAGAGCAGGACAUUGCACCGGUUUGAUUCUAGUUCCAGAAAUAUACACCGUCCCGGACAGCUUAUCCAUGGGUUCUGGUUCGCCUUUGAAGGUAUUCAACCUGCCUUUCUUCUGGCUCGUCCCCCCUGAAUCUGUCGACCGCGACGCUACUGGAACGUCAGCUUGGUUCCUCCGCAACUUAAUUAGGAUAACCAAGCAGUGAUAGCAAAAACAUAUUGGUCCAAUCUGCCCAUUGAGUUCACGCGGCGCCUGAGAGCCCGAAAUCGACCAUCUCUGAAGCUCACAAAUGAUGAACUUUCUCUCUCAAAUCUGUAUAAAAUCUUUCUCUUUUUUGGUUACAUCAAAUUAACCUGAACCAACUGUUGUAAUGUAGACUAUCUCCAUUGGUUAUGAACUUCAGGAAUCAAGAUAAUGGUAGAUGCAACAAGUCUGUAGUGAAACAUGAUUGAUGCACCAACUCUUA
Puccinia graminis f. sp. tritici CRL 75-36-700-3 is the source of this 1235-nucleotide messenger RNA. RefSeq lists its product as uncharacterized. Lineage: Eukaryota; Fungi; Basidiomycota; Pucciniomycetes; Pucciniales; Pucciniaceae. The transcript is spliced from 4 exons. The coding region runs from base 1 to 798 and encodes 265 amino acids. The record is from RefSeq and is a predicted model, not a curated record.